Molecule: messenger RNA, 4929 nt
Organism: Melospiza melodia melodia
Lineage: Eukaryota; Metazoa; Chordata; Aves; Passeriformes; Passerellidae
Product: glycerol-3-phosphate acyltransferase 3-like
Exons: 12
Coding region: 1673-2812 (379 amino acids)
Biological process (GO): triglyceride biosynthetic process
Cellular component (GO): endoplasmic reticulum
Molecular function (GO): glycerol-3-phosphate O-acyltransferase activity
Source: RefSeq, a predicted model, not a curated record
CUGUUCACAAGUGCUGCCAGGUGGAUCAACGCCCUCUCCUCCAGCUCUCCACAGGCCCCGUUAGGGAAUGUGUGUGAGGUGGGCAAGCCACUUGAGGAAGAGACCAGAAAGGAGAAUAAGGAAUAGUAGCUAAAGAGAAAUGGGUGACUGAAGCUGUUUAACAGUGGAGCUUUGUUCCUAGAGAAGCCUUUUGGCAGGGCAGUGUGUGGGCUGCUGUUUUCAUGACAUCCCCUGGUUCCACCUGGCUCCACCAUUCUGAAUGACUCUCCUUGUGUUGCAAAAGAUUGAGAGAUGAUGUUCCUGUUGACCUUUUCAGGAGAAUAAUUGGGAAGUAUAGACAAGAUGAUGCUCUGUGGUGCAGGUUUUUAAAUUUCUUUUUUGGGGAGGUUGUUUGAUUUAUGGUGUUACUAAAGAAGGUUUGUAUGGAGUUUAAAAUACUACAUUAAAGCCUAUUCUGCCUUCACUUUUUUCUUUUCUUUUAUGAUGGCUGGUAAAAAAAAAAAGGUCAGCUACGGGUAACUAAAAUAUCCUAGAUAUGUGAAGGCAGUGUCCAUUUUGAUUUUGUUACUGACUUAACUUUGAUAGCUACAGAAAGAGCAUGCAAAACUUAAGGGUGGCAAAAAGCUGGUUGAUGUUUGCACAUGAGACAUGUUGUAAUGUAGUGAAGACUGUUUGAGAUCAGCCUUGUGGUGACUUGUGUGGCUGCACAUAGCUAGAGGGAAAUACACUGUUUAGCAAGAGUUUAUACGAAACAGAUGGAUCCUUAUCUAUUGUAGAUGGGAACCCUUAAUAGCAGGUGAAGGCAUAAACUGAGUGGGUUACUGAGCCUUUAAUAAUGAGCAGAGCCUACACUCAAGCCUCCUAUGCCCUUUGUUAGGGCAGGUACCUUGACAGAAAUACAGCCAGAUUUUAGUACUCAUGGGAGCUACUAUUUAUAUGUCUAUGUAUAUAUGAUGAAAACAUUCAAAACUAGGAAAACUUCAAAAAUCAGGCAUAAUUUUAUAUUUUAUUUGCUAAUGGAGAGUUUUAUGAUGCUCUAUGCAAGGAGAAGAAAUGGUUUAGCCCAAAAAAAUGAAUACAGGGAAGGGUGAAAGCUCGUUACCACAGCUGCUCUUCUGAAAUACUAUCGGUACACAAUGUUGCCAGCUCUGUUUUCUAUCAACAGAAACCACUUGAAUGCCCUCAAAAUGAAUUAAUCUCUUUUAUUCUUUAAAAUCAAAUUUUCAAUUCUAUUUUUCUGGCAUACCUCUAAUGUCUGAUAUUAUUUUGUAUAAUCUUAUUGCCUGCAGCUAACUAGAGAAGAUAGAGUUUUGGGUGUAUUGGAUCUUAUAGAGUCUCAUAGGUAGCUCAGUAAUUUGUUGGACCUACAGAAAAAAAACCACAACUGCCUGUGUCCUGAAAAGAAGUUUGAGCCAAACAAUUUUUCCUGGAAAUGGCAGAAGGUAGUCUGUGUAACAAAUGAAACAGGAGGUCUGCAGGGCACCCUUCAGGCUGAGUUUGAAAAAUGAAAAUCCUAGACCUGGCAGGGGUAAAAGAGGCUCAGACAAUUCACCUGAGGUAAUUGCAGAAUGUCUGGAAAUGAUGAAAUGAAAACCAUCAUCAUCUACUUUUCUUGUUUUGGGAACAGUGGGCCACCCUGCAGAUUGAGGAGGGAGUAAAAAAGCAGAAGGCGAUGGCACUUGAAAAUUUAAUCUCCACUGGGAUCAUCCAGAGAGAUGAGACUCCCAUGGAGAAGGAGGUUGUGGGCCGAUGCCGAGGAUGUUUCAGCCUUGCUGAUGUCAUGUACUUCUCCAAGAAGGGCUGUGAGGCAGUUGCAGAGGAUGAAGUCACUCGACGGUUCUCCUCUGAGGAGCUGCUGUCCUGGAAUCUCCUCAGCAGAACCAAUGCCAACCUGCAUCAUGUCAGCUGGAAACUGGCUGCUGUGUGGGUCACUGGCAUCCUAAUUCGGUAUUGCCUCCUGCUGCCUUUCCGCAUCUGCUUGUCUGUUUUCAGCAUCCUGUUGCUGGUGUUGGCCACUACUGUAGUGGGACAGUUUCCAAAUGGCAGAGUUAAAGGCUGGCUGAGCAACCAGGUCCAGAUGAUAUGUGCCACCUUAGGUGUCCGAUGUCUGAGUGGCCUUGUUCAUUUCCAUAACAGGGAAAACAAACCACAGAAAGGAGGCAUCUGUGUAGCCAACCACACAUCUCCAUUGGAUGUCCUAAUCCUGGCCAGUGAUGGAUGCUAUUCCUUGGUUGGCCAGGUACACGGAGGGCUUAUGGGACUUAUUCAAAAAUCUUGCAUGAGAACCUCUCAGCAUGUCUUGUUUGAACGCUCGGAAAUGAAAGACCGUCACCUGGUGAGGAAAAAACUUAGAGAACACAUUGCAGAUAAGGCCAAGUUACCCAUUUUAAUUUUCCCAGAAGGCACCUGCAUUAACAACACAUCUGUAAUGAUGUUUAAGAAGGGGAGCUUUGAGGUAGGAGGGACCAUCCAUCCAGUAGCAAUCAAGUAUGACCCCCGCUUUGGAGAUGCCUUCUGGAACAGCACAAAGCAUUCCAUUAUGACCUAUGGUUUUAAUGUGUUAACCAGCUGGGCUAUUGUCUGCAAUGUGUGGUACCUGCCACCGAUGGUCAAAGAGGAAGAAGAAGAUGCUGUUCACUUUGCUGACAGAGUCAAGGCUGUCAUUGCUGCUCGGGCAGGAAUGUCUGUGCUUCCUUGGGAUGGAGGACUGAAAAGGAAAAAGGUCAAAGAGUCUUUCAAGGAAGAGCAACAGAAAAAAUAUUGCCAGAUAGUAAUAGAAAAUGGAUCUGUGGGAAACGGAAAUGUUUGUUAAAUGCUAUUUAUUUUAUCUCAUUUUUCCAUGACUUAUCUCUACCAGAAAAUAGACUGGCUUUAUAUUAAGCCCAACGUGUUUUCCUUCUGUUCCCAUAAGAUAUUUGGCAUGUGACACAGCAGGGAAACAAUAAAGAAAUAUCCUUAUUUAAAGCAAAGUACUCUAAUUUUAUAAAUAGGAAAACAUAAAAUAUGCUAAUAAAGUUCUCCCUGAUGCUGAGAAGAAUCUACAGUAAAAUUAAUUAUGUUCAUUAAAGUAUGACUUUAAAAUAUUUGCAAUACCUUGAGGACUUAAAUGGUUACUUAUAAUAAAUCACCCCUGUACUGCUAGACUCUCUCAGCAACUUAGCCUAGCAAUGCUCCUGUGAGCCACAGUAACCAUGUUGCUCUAGAGAUAGAUCUCCUGAUGUCAAAAGACAUGAAGCAUUUCACCAAAAUAUGUUUUCUGAAUUGCAUGUUGGAGAGGAAGUGUUUUAUGUCAGAGGGAAAAAGCAGAGGCUGACUUUCUCCUCCAUGUCACAAGACCAGGGAUGGCAUUGUAGAAUAUUUUCUGCUAUGACAAAGAGCAGAACAGUGUCCAGGGCAUCAUGUCCCUGAUGUCUGGGUUUGUGAAGCUGAGGUAAAUUAAACACAGCCAAGGACAGUGUAACAGAAAAUAUCCUGUGUUUUUAAAUCAUAUCUUGUGGUUUUGUUAGAUCCCUUUUUGAGUCUGUUUGUGUGCAUUACACAAAUUAAAGAAAGCCUAUGAUGUGACAUCCACUGUCCUCUGCUGCUGUUAUUUCUAGAUAGCUACUUGCUUGUGUUACCACUGGGUGUGAAGGCUGGGGAUUUGGCCUCUGACAAGCCCACCCUCCAGGAACAGAGCAAGUGCUCUUAAGGAGUAGGCGGUGGGAAUAUUCUAUAGUCUCCUAUAGCAUUUAUUGCUAUAAAAUAUUUGCUCUCCUGGUAAGUAGCUCUCAUAUCAAAGGAUCAGUCUUCUUCAACCAUCUGAAUGUCCCUAAUGAAACACAAAAUAGCUGCUGUUUUGGCCAAGGUGCCAAAGCCAGACCUUGGUAAGAACAGUUAAUAAUGUUUACAUGACAGCAGCCCAUUGGCUGAAGUCUCAGAAAAGACAGAGGAUCAAUCUUGGUGAGCACAAAUACAUGCUAUAUACAUGUAUUUGUAUUUGCACAAAUACAGAGGGACAGAUGCACAGAUACAACUCUACCCAGCCCUAGAGAGUCUAGAAAAACAAUAUCCCAUGGAGGGGCUAACAGUAGCACAGAACUGAGCUCUCCUCUUCUCUGGCCAGGCCUGGCAUUGCUACAGGUGUGUGAAUUUCUUUGGUGAAUCAGUCAGUCUAAGUGCUGGUGUCAUGGGUAAGCAGUAGGAGAAUCUGCCCUUUUGCACAGCUUUUAGCCAUGCAGGCUAAAAGGAAAGCCACCAGGCAGUGAGGAAAAUUGCCUCAGGCUCUCCUGAUUUGGAACAGGUCUACUUACUCCCAACUAUAGUAAGAUGUGCUUCCGUGCUGUUUAAGCUGUUGAUUUUAUUUUCUAGGUAUAGAAAUGUGAAGAAAUGUGAUUGAAAAUCCUGAUAACUCUCAAAUGUUUUCAGUGUGCCAGAGUUUUAAACUGGGAGAUUGUCUUUCUGUGUGACUGAUUUCUGAAAGUUGUUAACAGAGACUGCAGUAACAGAAAUGUUGAGAGCAUUCUUCCUGCACUACUCUGUACUUUCUUUGUUCUCAGAGGUAAAAUGGGAGACUGAAUAGGCAAAAAGAGGUGCCAGACACAGGAAAAUAUGGGGAGAUAAAGAACAACUGCUGGAAGAGAAAUUUUCUGCUUCUAUCAGAAAUUAGGAGAUUGAUAUGCCUUUUUGUCCUGUCCUGCAACCCUUCUCCACCUCAUCAAGCAGAGCCUUGGAAUGUGUGAUCCUCAUUAUGGUUAUGAGUCUAAGUUGUGUAAAAGUAAAGCUCAGACCUCUGAAUGUAUGAGUAUUAUGUAUCAUUUCUGAGAGGAUGGUGGGAUUGUCAGUAUUUUCUCAGUCAUUUUUUGGCUGUCUUAACAAAGCAAGCUGAAAACUCUGUGAAGUGGGUACUUACAUAUAGAAUGGGGAAAUAAAACCAAAUGAUGAACCCAAGAA